AUGUAUUUUAUAUUUUUAAUUCAUAUUAUUUUUUGCUUAAUAUAUAACAGUAAGAUGACAUAUGUUAAAGUUAGAGUUUCUGAGUCCACUAUACAUAAUGAUCAAUAUUGUGUUUCAUAUUAUUACUGGAAAGAUUCGAUGAAUCUUCCACCUGGUAAUCCAAGAAUUACUCUUGUUCUUCAUGCUACAAUAAAAUAUUUACAUUAUCUUGCAGAUCAAUUAACUAUGUGGGAUGGCCCUAUAUCAGUGGCAUUUUUUGUGCCAACUCCAGAAAUAAGUGAAUGUAUCUUUCACAAACAUAAAUAUUGCGCCAUAUAUAAUACAACUAAUAUAUUAUAUUUUCAAUUAUUUUCACUUUUUCAACAUAUAUAUGAUACAACUAAAGUAUCUCUUCAUUUAUUUUUUGAAAAAAAAGAUCAUAAAAAUUGUCCUCAUAUUAUAUUUAAAGGAAUAAAAAAACCAAGUGGAAAUAUAUUUAAAAAAUAUAAAACUAUGCUAUCAAUAGUAGGUGAUUAUAAUAAGUUCUUUGAUAUCUAUCCAAUAAAUACUGCUAGAAAUAUUGCAAGAUUAGGUAAAAGAACAAUAUUAUUUUUAUCUGGUGAUAUUGAAAAUUAUCCGUCAUUAAAUUAUGAAAAAAAAGUAUCUAAAUUAGCAGUACAAGAAUCAUUAUUAAAAAAUAAUAGAAAGUUAGUUUUAGUUCAUAGAAGAUUUGAAAUAAAUGAAAGUUUUACAAUACCACGAACAAAAGACAAAUUAAAAGAACUUUAUGAUAAUAAAAAAGCUUUUGUUUUUCAUUGGUUUUUCUAUUCAUUUGGACAUCAAAUUCCUAAGUUAAAAAAAUGGUUUUUGACAGAAGAAAAUUUUGAUGAAGUAAAUAUUGGUUGGACAACUUUUUAUAAAUUUCGUUCCUGGGAACCACAAUUUGUUGGAAAUGAUCUUGUACCAUUUCAUAUUGAAAGUUUUCCAUACAGAAUUCGUUCAAAUACACAUUUAGGUAUUUUAAUGUGUCAUCAAGAUUUUGAAUUUGGUAUUAUGGAUGAUGUUUUUACUAUUCAUUUAGGUAUUAAAAAAAACUUAUCUGAAGAAGAAAAAAAAUCAAAAAAUAAGUCAUAUUCAAGUUAUAGUAAAAUUAGGAAACAAUUUAAGAGAUAUCUUAAUGCAACAUAUCCAAAUAUGACACAAAAAUGUUUUGAAUUUAUGUAA
This is a messenger RNA of Strongyloides ratti, 1203 nucleotides long. RefSeq names its product N-acetyllactosaminide beta-1,3-N-acetylglucosaminyltransferase. NCBI's taxonomy places the organism in Eukaryota, Metazoa, Nematoda, Chromadorea, Rhabditida, Strongyloididae. The record is from RefSeq and is a predicted model, not a curated record. Bases 1 to 1203 code for a protein of 400 amino acids. The transcript has 3 exons.